This is a messenger RNA of Fukomys damarensis (Damara mole-rat), 3930 nucleotides long. It is a transcript of the gene CUNH10orf90, whose product is annotated as chromosome unknown C10orf90 homolog. The coding region runs from base 145 to 2253 and encodes 702 amino acids. The transcript is spliced from 9 exons. The record is from RefSeq and is a predicted model, not a curated record. Gene Ontology annotation, cellular component: centriole; centrosome; cytosol. Lineage: Eukaryota; Metazoa; Chordata; Mammalia; Rodentia; Bathyergidae. Gene Ontology annotation, biological process: regulation of centriole replication.
UAGGACUUUGAGGUUCUUUGGCCCAGGGCAGAAGGUUGACUCAUUCUGAAAGAUGUAAGCUCCAUAGAUGUAAACCAUGGCUGUUUUUUCUUUCAUUUAGUGUGACACAUCGUUGUCUUUAAAAAGAUUUUGAAACUGUGUAAAAUGGCAUUGAAGAGUCAAUGGACUAUGGUCCAACUGUUUGAGGAAGGAUUACAGGACAACCAUUACAGUGCAAAAGAUCAAAUUUCAUUUAGAAAUCUCCAGUCUGGUGUUACAGAGAGGAAAUCUGACUUCACCAAGGAAACUCUGGCAUCACAAAACACAAAAAUGAUUUCCUCCAUAGUCAUUUCGCAGCUGAUUGAUGAAAACAAAUCUAAAGAAAAUGUGGCCGCGUUGCCGCUGCCCUGUGGGAUGAUGGCUCAGCCGGGGGCGUGCCGCACUAAUACCACUUCCCCUCAUAGCAGCGGCGUCAACAUCCACAGGGUGUUUGCGUCACUUCCAGACAAACUAGGAAUUCCUACGUCUUCAGAUGAACGAAGACCAGCGAUAGACUUGCCACCUUCAGGGAACAGGGUGUGCGGCCCCCACCAAGGGUUCGCGUCCAUCACCAUCACCGCGCGGCGCGUGGGCCCCCUGGCUGGUGCCCUGGUGCGGAGCACUGUUGGGGACUCUUUGUGCCCCAAGUAUGGGGCAGAGGGUGCACUGCGCUGGGGUCCCUCAGCCCGGGCUGGCGGUCCCCAUCCACGCCCACACUGUGGGCCUCUCGCUUGCACAGAGUUCCCCAAGAAAGGCUCUGCGGUGAGGGUGAAAGUCCCCGAGGCCUACGCGCGGAGGUACACAGAUCACGAGUACUGGGUCACAUGCGUGGACAGCAAAAAUAACAGUUUUUCUCCAGACACCCAGCCUUCGGGAAAGGACCCGCUGGUGUUUAGCUCCUGUGUCCACCUCUGGGUGUCUCGGCAGUGUCCGAAUUCCAUCUAUUACUUGGACAGGUCUCUCGCUGUCCCGGUGGAACAACCUCAAAUUGUCAGUCCCCAGAUGCACAGAUCGGUCUUGUCGCUCAACCUGAGUUGUAGUUCCCACGGGUUAACAGCAGAUGGAGUAGAUGGCCUGGCAAAUGGAGAGCCAAUAAGUAGAGCCCUGAAGCAGGAGGUCCUGGAGGGAAACCAGAACCACCUAGGCUCGCUGUGGAAUCCGGCUUUACCAGCAAGUCACUCGGAGGAAAACCCUUUGCGUUUGGGGACUGGCACGUGUCCUUGGAGUGACUGUCCUCCGCGGAGAAAUACAGAAAUCGCAGAUGUGGGAAAUCACCAGGUCACUGUGAGAAAGGGGAAAGGCCACCCUGCAACUCGUCCUGCCAGCGGUCAUGGCAACCAGCUGUCCAUUCACAUUCCUGGCUGGAGUCACAAGGCAGAAGAAACAAAAGUAUUUUCUGGAAGCAGCAAGAAGCAGCAAGGAGAAGCUCGUGUGACUCAGUCUGCUCCUCCAGUGGCUCAGAAGCCCAUUAAAAGAUUUCUUCCUGAUGGAGACAGUUCACCAAAAGCUGACUGUCAGUCUAGUGACCUUGCUAAGCCCACAGAGAGACGACUUCCAAGCUUCCUGAGACCUAGAGUCACUUUGCCUGGGUUCCUUUGCCCCUCACAAGAUUCAUGCACCUCUCCAAGAGAAGACAGUGGUGCUCAGAUAGAAAGAGAACUCCCCAAAGGAGAUUAUACAUGCUGUGACUUGGUUGUAAAAAUAAAGGAAUGUAAGAAGAGUGAAGACUCCACCAUGCCUGAGGUCUCACCAGCACCCCCCUCACCAACAUCCCUCAAGGGACCUGUGACCCCUGGUUUGUCAGAAGACAGUCCUGAUCCUCAGGAAACACCUGCAAGCCUCUUGACUUUGCAGGAAGCUCUGGAAGUCCAUAAACCUCAGUUCAUUUCCCACUCACAAGAAAGGCUGAAGAAGCUAGAACACAUGGUACAACAGAGAAAAGCUCAGCGGAAGGAGAGCCCGGGGCAGAAGCAGAGUCUCCUUCCUGUCCGCGCCAACAAGAAGCAGUUCACCAUUCCCCAUCCUCUUAGUGAUAACUUGUUCAAACCCAAAGAAAGGUGUAUUUCAGAGAAGGAGAUGCACAUGCGAUCUAAAAGAAUCUAUAAUAACUUGCCGGAAGUUAAAAAGAAAAAGGAAGAACAAAAGAAAAGGGUGAUCUUACAGAGUAACAGACUCCGUGCUGAAGUCUUCAAAAAGCAAUUACUGGACCAGCUUCUUCAAAGAAAUGCAGUCUGACCCCAGGCUGCCCUGCUGACUACCAGGACCUGGGAAGACUUCAAACACUGCAUAAGCCAUUAAAUGUACCAUUAUCUUCAUGACAUGAAAAUACUUAUUUUGCUUUGAUUUUUUUUCAUAAAGGAAAACGCCACUUUGUGAAUGACUGACCCAAACAAACAGAAAGAGUAGUCCUCAAGGAAAUAGGUCAAUAAUUUGGUGGACUCCCAAAGUAUUAACCAAGCCCAACACUGACUUUAAUAAACUGAAACCAGAUGACUCAAGAGUUAAUAUAGCAGGCUUUCUCUCCUUUGUUUGGAGACAGCCUAGCAGAUCCUCCCCAUAAUAAAGGCUUGUUAUGGUUCUGGUCUGGUCCUGGUCUCCAGCUCUUUUUUGCCUGACACAUCUGGUGCCGAGGUCUGGGAGGAUUGAGUGACUAUCCCCCAUGGGAUGGGGUCGAUUGGUCUUUCGGCUGCCUCCUCCAGACCACAUCUGCUGAGCCAGGACCUCCUCAGGGCUUUUUACCUUUGCCAUUGCUGACAACUCAUAUCCACACCAGUCACUGAUUUCAGGGUGACUCUACUCAGGUCCUGCAUUUUGUUCUCAUUUUCUCCCUCUGGGGAUUUCUUGGAAAUCCAAGCAUUUGGUUAGAGAGACCCUCUCAGACUACUGGGCCAAGGACUGUGCCUCUGGGGGAUUCCCCAUCAGCCUGACUCCUCCUAUUCCCCGCUUCCAGGGACUGGCUCAGGGAUUAUCAAAAGCAAAGAUGUUCCUCUCUUUUGCCCUCCUCCAAGGGAGCUAACUCCUCCUCCCCUGCCCUAACAUGGGUGCCCAACAAUCCAAAGCUCCUCCCUCAAUGCCUCUUGGCUGCCUCCUGGCACAUCGUCUUUCCCUUAGACUGUUGGGACCUGACUUUAAGCCAAAACGAUUUUUUGCAGCCAAGUUUGACCUCAGUACAAAUUAGAUAAUAAAUCUCAAUGGCCCAAACAUGGCACUUUCAAUUUUAACACACUGUGCAAUUUGUGCAAUUUUUGUCAACACAAUGGCAAAUGGUCAAAAUUCCCCUACCUACAAGCCUUCUUUCUCGCCCCUCCUUCUGUCAAACCUGAUCACCCACUCAAGUACUUCUUGCUCAAAUUCCUUCCUCCACCCCUCCCAACUCCCACCUUCGAACCCAGCUGAUCACUCACCACGCACACUUCCCCCACCCUAAUACCCAGACAACUCUUCCAUCUCCUUGAGCACUUCUUCACUUCUGCCAUCUUGAACCUCUCCACUACACAUGGACUUUCUCCCUGCUUCUCCAGCCCCUCCCAAACGUGAGUGUGAGUUAACAGUCACUUCUCUGCUUGCUCUUCCUUCCCCAGCUUCCUUGGAAGAGAGCGGAAAGCAAGACUGCAAAAUUAAAAAAAAAAAAAAUCUUCUCCUGGCCCUGCCUAUUUACAUAUCAACAACUUGUUUGGCAGGCUGCAUGACCAAGAAAUUCCAUCGGUACCUAUUGCUUUCUAUAUAAAUAUUGGAAAAUAAAAUAGAAGGUUUUAAAACAAUUCAAAGAAAAUAUAAUGCUUAAGAUUGGAGCUCAAAGACCAAAUGCGAGGUUACAGCCCAGUGUCAGCUACAGACUGCUUGCUCCAUAGUAAAAUCAGCUGCGAUGUCCUGCCAGGCAGGAAAAUCUUUAAAAAAAAUGAUAAAUUCUGG